AAACCACAGUGUCCGAUGACGUCUAUAUAAUCAUACAAUAUAUCGAUGAUUUGGUCCCCUGAUGAAAGACAUAUAUGUUUUCGUGCGUUCUAUGAUCCCCCUGUAGGACUGUGACGGGGACUACGUGCAGCUGUUUGACUACGACAUGGAGGGAACGCGCACCCCUCUGGCACGACACUGCACAGAACGACGACCCAACGGUGACAUCCUGUCCAGCUGGAGCUCUCUAGGGGUGGAGUUCUACAGUGACGGGGGUCGGCGUGGGACCGGCUUCCGGAUCAAGUACAGUCUAGUGAGAACAAGCCUGGGUAUGGACGCGGGUGCACCAAGCGACGACGGAUGGUACACGUUGGGCGACAGUUCGUACAAGCUCAACGUGCACGACGCUGGGAUCACGUGGGGGGAAGCACGUGACAACUGCAGCCAAAGUGGCGGCCAUCUUGUCAGCAUUCGGGACCAGCAGGAGAUGGCGGCCGUGUACGCACUCAUACUCGCAACGAACGUCUUCCGCCGCCGAGAGGUCUUCAUUGGUUUGAGGAAGACUGCUGGGGCUGGCUGGUCGUGGCUUGAUGGGCGACCGCUGUCCUACACUGACUGGUACCAGGAUCCGGGGACCAGGAUCUCCCAGCCAGACGGGUUGGACCAGGAGUUGUGUGGCAUGCUGGUCAUAUCAACUCUGCAGUCCACAGCCACGUGGCAUGAUGUCGCAUGCGCAUUCGACCAGAUUACCCAGUUUGUCUGCGAGAAAAACAUCGGAUCAUUCAAUAACUCAGGGCGUCCAACGCUUCCCCUCACUCACUCCCCGCCAGACAUCACCAACAUCACCUAUCUGUACAGGUGUGACAAUGGGGAGUACAUCAGCCACGUGUACAGGUGUGAUGGUGUGGCCGACUGCUACGAUGCCACCGACGAAGACUGCAAUACGACCGCUUCAGAUGAAAGUGAGGCUGUGUGUUCUGGCUUCCGGUGCGGUGACGGCCAGUGCGUGUCGCUGCAGCUGUACUGCGACGCGCACCCCGACUGCGCAGACUCCGCGGAUGAAGCCGGCUGCAAGUACCCAGCGUGCCCUGCGUCCAUGUUCCGGUGUACAAGCGGUCAGUGUGUGGACGUCACCCAGCGAUGCGACCUCAAGUCAGAUUGCCUUGACCACUCCGACGAGGAGCAUUGUGACUUCUGUCCUGCGUCAACCUUUACGUGUUAUGAUGGCUCGUGCAUUCCGCUGCGUCAGCGCUGUGACGGCCACGUGGACUGUGGUGGUGCCUACCACGAGGAUGAGGACGCCAGCUGCAUCACUCAACCGCCAGCCACGUGCAACGACUGGUUCCACCUCGGCCAGACGCAACCCGGCCAGUUCCUCAUCAGCCCAAGCGGCGCUGAGCCUUUCUCAGUGCAGUGUGUGUUUGACGAGAGUUUUGCCUACACGCUCGUGCAUCACGACAAGGAGGACAUUAUCCGCAUCACACAGGAAGAGGGCACUGCGCAUGUCGAGAUGAUCUACCAGGCGACGAGGGAACAGAUUAACGCGGUGAAAGACGAAUCUUCAUAUUGUAGACAGUUUUUGCGCAUGCGUUGUCACCAUAGUAACACCAUCCGGAAGGGCAAUGUGUACUGGAACGAAUGGCGUGGCCCCAAGUACACCUUAAACUCCAGUCCCUUCUACUGUUGCUUUCUGAGGAAGACCUGUCAAGGAUCAUUAGACAUAUGUCACUGUGAGCGGACACGUGACUCUUGGUACGCAGCAGACGAUAACGAAUGGCGGGAGGACGCUGACUACAUCUUCAACACCGAGGCUCUUCCGGUUCUGAAGCUGUUUACCACCGAGGUUGACUUGUCAGAGAUAAUGGAGUUCCGAUUGGGACCUCUGGAGUGUCUACAGGUGCUGUCCAAGGCCGACCUGGAGGCUCGUAGCUUCCUGUGUGGGAAUGGCUUCACUGUGUCGCCGAGCGUCCGUUGUCGACUCCAGUACGACCAGUACAAGGAGCCAAUCGGCUGCAAGGAUCUCACUCACCUGAGGAACUGUGGGGAGGAGACCUGCCCCUCUGACUACAUGAAGUGCCCCCACAGCUACUGUGUGUCUGUCAGCCUCGUCUGUGACGGCCGACCCGACUGUCCCGGUGGGGAUGACGAGAUGGACUGUGAGAGCUGGACCUGCCCAGGUCUGUACCGCUGUCACGCGUCACGCACGUGUUUACCAUGGAGUCACGUGUGUGACGGCGUGUCCCACUGCCCCCGCGGGGAGGACGAGUUCCUGUGUCACGUGAUUUGCCCUGACGGAUGUAACUGUGAUGGCCCAUCAGUAUACUGCAACGACAACCGCGGCACCAACAUCUCCGACAUCCCAAGCGGCGCCAGAUCGCUGGUUUUAAACAACCAAGACAUAAACGAGGUGUCCUUCAGUGCAUUGACGAAACUCUACCAGUUAAACCUCUCCAAUGGUGUUCUGGGUCACAUAACAAAUGAUAUGUUCAGUGGGUUGAGAAAUUUGCGAAUGCUUGACUUAAGUUACAACUUGUUGGAAAUCAUAGGACCUAAUGUAUUUCGCGAUCUGCAGAAUUUGAAGACACUGGUUUUAGCUGGGAAUAGGAAGUUACGAUAUUUGUCUCCUGGGGCGUUUUCAGGUCUGAUGAAUGUUGUGGCAGUAGAUCUUUCUCGCCUCGCUAUAGAUGUCCUGGAGACCGGGACAUUUGAAGGCCUCAGUGGGGCGGUCACCUUGACCCUUGAAGGGAACAGAAUCACCGAGAUAGAAGAUGGCGCAUUUCAAGGUCUGGUGAAUCUGAAGAAACUGGACAUAAGAAACAACCCCAUCAGCUCCUUCACAGGGGACGUCUUCACGGGCCUGUCCACCCUGGGGCACCUCUCUACCGACUCCUACAUGUUCUGCUGCGCCCGGCCGGCCACCGUCCCCUCUGACCAGUGCCUGCCCCCAGCCGACGAGUUUUCCUCCUGCUCCGACCUGAUGAGGAACCUGGCUCUGAGAGUGUCCAUGUGGGUCCUGGGCUUCUCGGCCCUGCUUGGCAACAUGGCGGUGUUGGCUUACAGGGUGGUGUUCGACAAGACAGGACUCAGAAAAAGUAACGGCAUGUUCGUAGCGAAUCUCGGCAUCGCUGAUUUCCUCAUGGGAGUGUAUAUGUUGAUAAUAGCCAGUGCUGACGUCUUCUUCAGGGGCAGCUACAGCUGGAACAACGUCACCUGGAGACACAGCUGGGUGUGUAGUAUGUCCGGCUUCCUGUCCAUGGUGUCAGCGGAAGCGUCUGUCCUCUUUUUGACCGUCAUCACCUUAGACCGCUUCAUCGCCAUCAAGUUCCCGUUCAGUGGUGCCCGACUGGGGCGUCAGGGAGCUGUGACAUCUUGCAUCAUCAUCUGGAGCAUCAGUGUCGUCAUGGCAGCCGUCCCCCUUCUUCCUCUGACGUACUUCAGUGGCGGGUUCUUCUCCCGAUCUGGUGUCUGCCUCGCUCUUCCUCUCACCAGAGACAAGCCUCCCGGAUGGGCAUAUUCCACUGCCAUCUUUGUUGUCUUUAAUUUCUUUUGUUUCGUUGUCAUCGCCAUGGGCCAGGCCGGCAUCUAUCGUGAGAUCAGGAUCUCGGGGCGCCGAGUUCAGCAGCAACAAAGAAGGAUCGAUCUGAGCGUCGCCCGGAAGUUGUCCUUCAUCGUCAUAUCAGACUUCCUGUGCUGGUUCCCCAUCACUGUCAUGGGUUUGGUGGCGAUGAGUGGUCACGUGAUCGGUGGGGAAGUGUACGCGUGGGUGGCGGUGUUCGUCCUCCCCAUCAACUCCGCCCUCAACCCCGUCAUCUACACCCUAUCCUCCAUCGGCUGGACCACCCUCAGGACCCAGGUGCUGGGUGUGGACAGUUCCACCAGUGACAAGUCCACGAAGCGGGAGAAGUUGUCACGUGACUACCAGAGCGUCAUCAAACACCUACGGGCGGGGAACACUGACAUCGUGUUCACACAGCCACCUGAUAGCCUCGAUCUCACAUCAUUCCUCGCUUCAACCAAUCAGCUGUCCUUGAUGCACGUGCUACAUGUGGCCCGCCAUGUCGCCGAGCUGGUGGGGCGCCUUCACGCCCAAGGCCUGGUCAGCGGCUUCGUGGAGGAGGAGAGCGUGUUCCUGGCUGUGUCACAGGAGGGUCAUCUCCUCAGUGUGUGGAUGUCACUCCACCCCUCCAGACCCCGGAUGGACAGCGACUUUUACACCGACAUCAUCGACUACGGCCGUCUGGUUUCGAGAAUGUUACGGGCGUACACCAUGGCGCGCAAAGAGCGGGAGAAGCACCGGGCAGCAUCCCACACCAGCGACUAAAUGUCACCAGCGCAGACGCUACAACAUUACACUUACUUUCGAUGUGACUGUUAUCCUUUUAAUUCAAUAUGUAUCAUCUUAUUUAUUGGUCGUUUAUUAUUAAAGAAAGUACUUGGCUGAGGCAUGGAGUUGAGAAGACGCUUCAAGACGUCCACUCAGACAUUUAAGUCGUUCUCUGUUGACACAUAGUUUUGAUAUACAGUAAACUACGGUUAUAACGUACUCAAAUGGACCACUAUUUUUUGUUCGUUAUAACCGGAGUUCGCUAUAAGCAUAUAUACAGCAUAUAUACAGCAAAUGGACGGGACCAAAAACAGUUCGUUAUAUCCGUCAGUUCGUUAAAAGGGUGUUCAUUAUAAACGUAGUUUACUGUAAUGUAGAAUAUCUUGAUAAUAAUAGCCACGUUGUAAUUGUUUAUGUUUUGGUGUUGCCGUACAUGCAGAUGUGGAAUAUCCGUACAGAUGUGUUAGUGUUCUUGCUCCAUGUACAUGCGUCACUGUGACGGCGUUCCUGUAAGUCGUGCAAUAUAGCUGAAGCUGAAGCCUUUCAUUGCCCACGUGUUCCUGUAAAAGGUGGAUACCAUUAUGUUGUUGUUGUU
Messenger RNA from Haliotis rufescens (red abalone), 4898 nucleotides. RefSeq lists its product as uncharacterized. Gene Ontology annotation, cellular component: membrane. The coding region runs from base 146 to 4300 and encodes 1384 amino acids. Gene Ontology annotation, molecular function: G protein-coupled receptor activity; protein binding. Lineage: Eukaryota; Metazoa; Mollusca; Gastropoda; Lepetellida; Haliotidae. The transcript has 17 exons. The record is from RefSeq and is a predicted model, not a curated record. Gene Ontology annotation, biological process: G protein-coupled receptor signaling pathway.